UACAGCCUAUCAGGAAGUAUCAAGAGCCCUCCUUAUUGUAUGUCGUCAACCCGCUGAUCCUGCAAGCUAACUAGCUAGCACGCGAAGUAAAUCGCUGGGUGAACUAUAAUUCGACUGAGUUUAACGUUACUCGUUGGCUGAAGAAAAUGUCAUUUUAAUCGCUGACAUUGGCUGUGGUUGUCCUGGAGUCGUCAAGAAAGGCGAGACAUUAAUGCGUUAGCCUGUUUUCUACAAAGUUGCUAACCAGAUCCGUUGACAGCUAGCUAGCUACUGUAGCUUGGCAGCUAACUGUCUGUAUUGAGUUACCACAGCAAAGCUACGUAGUACGUGGUCUCAACCCUGCACUUCCGAGCCGUCGCCGUCCUAUCAAGCAAUUUUACGAUUUUACUUGGUUAAAGACCUCUCAUGUCAAUGACACUCUUCACAAAGUGGUCCCUAUUGCUAUGAGGAUCUGCAGAGCCCUGCUGUAAGCCUGAGCCAUGAACUCCGUGUCUCCCAGUGCAGUUCAGUAUGUGGGGGGAGUAGGAGUGGUGUGUCAGGAUGACACCCUCCAGAGAGAGGAGACCAAGAGGCCUCAGCAGCCACAGCUGGUGGACCCUGGCGGAGGAAGUGGCUUUGGGAAGCGGCAGGGUACUGAUGUCGGUGGGGGUGGAACCAGAGAUGCCACCACCGCUGGAGAGCCAGACGAGGUGGACAAACUCAAGACCAAGCUGAUGUCGGCGUGGAAUAAUGUCAAAUACGGCUGGUCAGUCAAGUCGAAGACCACAUUCAACAAGAGCUCUCCGGUGACUGUAAUGGGCCACUCCUAUCUGCUCAAUAGUGAAGACGAGGUGGAGCGGUUCAGGCGGGCGUUCGUGUCUCGGCUGUGGCUGACCUACCGUAGGGAGUUCCCCCAGCUGGAGGGCUCCACCUUGACUACAGACUGUGGCUGGGGCUGCAUGCUGCGGAGCGGACAGAUGCUGCUGGCCCAAGGCCUACUGCUACAUCUGCUGCCACGAGACUGGUUGUGGCCAGACGCCCAGCAGUUCGCUGAUGUAGACUUUGAGGCUUUGAGACCCCACUCCCCGUCCCGUGCUGGUGGCGUACCCAUCCCCUCCUUCGGCUACUCCUCCUCCUCGCGGACCCCCACCACGCCCCAGAAGAACUCCAUGCCAGGGGGCACGGCUCUCAACCAUACCCAGAAGAAGAAGCCCGAGUCGGGCAGGGACAGGCAGGCUGAGCCCCUCCACCGGAGGGUUGUGGCCUGGUUUGGGGAUGAGCCCCCGGCCCCGUUUGGGGUGCACCAGCUGGUAGAAUUGGGGAAGAGCUCAGGGAAGAAGGCGGGGGACUGGUACGGCCCCUCAGUGGUGGCACACAUACUACGAAAAGCAGUUGCCAAGACUUCUGAGGUUCACAACCUGGCUGUAUAUGUAGCGCAGGAUUGUACCGUGUACAAAAAGGACGUGGUGCAUCUGUGUGACCAGUCGUUGAACCAGAGUAUAUCAGAUCCUGAGCUCAGUGGUCCAGGCUGGAAGUCUGUCAUCAUACUGGUUCCAGUCCGACUAGGAGGAGACUCUCUCAACCCCUCCUACAUCAAGUGUGUCAGGAACAUUCUCAGGUUAGAAUGCUGUAUCGGGAUCAUCGGCGGCAAACCCAAGCAUUCGCUGUUCUUUAUCGGCUGCCAAGACGAGCAGCUGCUGUAUCUGGACCCUCACUACUGUCAGGCCGUGGUGGAUGUCACUCAAGACAACUUCCCACUGGAGUCGUUCCACUGUAGCUCGCCCAGGAAGAUGCCCUUUAGUCGCAUGGACCCCAGCUGUACUAUAGGCUUCUACGCCAAGAACAAGAAGGACUUUGAGUCUCUGUGUUCUGCCGUCUGUGUGGCCCUAUCGUCGCCCGAAGAGAAGUACCCCAUCUUUACCUUCGUGGAGGGCCAGGCCCAGGACUAUGGACUGGUGGGCCACAGCUCCUCCUAUCCUCACUAUGACACCUCCCCCACCCCUGGCCCCGCCCACAUGCUGCCCCAAGGCAAGCUCAGCAGGAGCAACAACAUAGGCAGCUCUGACGACUUUGUCUUCUUGUGAGUGCUGGUUUGUGUUCCUGAG
Molecule: messenger RNA, 2084 nt
Organism: Oncorhynchus mykiss (rainbow trout)
Lineage: Eukaryota; Metazoa; Chordata; Actinopteri; Salmoniformes; Salmonidae
Product: cysteine protease atg4da
Biological process (GO): protein processing; aggrephagy; autophagosome assembly
Cellular component (GO): cytoplasm
Molecular function (GO): cysteine-type endopeptidase activity; protein-phosphatidylethanolamide deconjugating activity
Source: RefSeq, a predicted model, not a curated record